Messenger RNA from Neomonachus schauinslandi (Hawaiian monk seal), 5400 nucleotides. RefSeq names its product chromosome 2 C4orf54 homolog (gene C2H4orf54). Bases 1 to 5400 code for a protein of 1799 amino acids. The record is from RefSeq and is a predicted model, not a curated record. NCBI's taxonomy places the organism in Eukaryota, Metazoa, Chordata, Mammalia, Carnivora, Phocidae. The transcript has a single exon.
AUGCUUUCCUUUCAUUUCUGGAAGUCCCUGGGUCGACCUACAGAUGCUGCUCCUUCCGUGGCCGAUGGCAUUCAGACUCGUGGCCGCAGGCGGUGGCAGGCAAACAACUGGACAGAACAGCUCAGCCACGGGAAGGUGGCCACAGUCUCGGCCGGAGCAGCAGCCCCUGGGCCCCAGACCACCCCUGCCACCCCUGCCGGGAGCCUUCCCUCCUCCCUCGGGCUUGUCCCGGCCCCGCCACAGGGGCUGAAGAACCGGGAGGGGGUGGCAGCAACCGCAGUGGUGCCUCCAGCCUUGGGCCCGGGCCAGGCACGUGGGGCCCUGCUUAGGGCCACUCUGCAGCCCCUCCAGGGCCAGGGAGGGAGCCGGGCCAGCCGCGGCGCCGCUCACCACUGUCUCCUCCUGUCGCUGCAACUUGGGCUCGGGCUCAGGAUGGAAGCCGCUCCCCGGGAGCUGAGUCUGCAGGCCAGACUGCGGGAGGUGGGCGACCCAGGGAGCGGAGCUCAAGAUAACCAGGAGCUGAAGCAGCAGCUGCAGCGGCUGCCGGGGCCACCGGCCUCCUCCCAGCGAGAGGCGAAAUAUGUGGAGAUGUGUGCUUCGGCUGCAGCCCCGGGGGAGAGUCCCCGCACCAGGAGACUCGCCCUGCAGCACCGCCCGGGGGAGCAGAGGGCCCCCAGGAGUCCCAAGGAGGAAGCCCAAGAGAAGCCCGGAGGUCAAGAGAGCGAGGCUCUGACCGCCCAGAAGAAUCUUGCUGCCUCGGAACUCUCCAGAUCCCAGCUCUCCCGCACUGAUGAGGGCAGCAACUUCUCAUCUUCCUCCUCCUCGACCUCCUCCCCAGUGGACAAAGCAGAAGAAGGUGGCCUUUCCAAGAUGGAUGAUACCACCACAUCAGCAGGGGCUCUGGCCACCUCGUCUUCGUCUUUAGGCUUUGAGAGUGACAGUGGCCAGAGCGCAGUGAGCCACCAGCCCAAGGGGGGAGAAGGAGGAGUGGGGGGAGGAGGAAGAGCAGGAGGAGGGGAAGGAGGAGGAGGGGGAGAUGGAACUGAGUGCAGGGACAUUAUUGCCAAGUCUCAGUGCAGCAGGGACCCCCCCAAAAAUGAGGAGGCUCACUACAUCACCACCCACGAGAUCCAGCUGAGUGAGGUGGAGCAGGACAUGGAUUUUGAUGUGGGACUGGCCUCCCGCUGGGAUUUCGAGGACAACAACGUGAUCUACUCAUUCGUGGACUACGCCUCCUUUGGUGGCAGCGACGAGACCCCUGGGGACGUCACCACCCCGACCGAAGAGGACGACGACAACAGCUGCUACCUCAGCACCACUCCCAGCACCCACGCCACCCAGACUCCAAGCCCCACCAGCAGUGACCCGGCGCGCCCCAGCGCAGACAGCGGUGGUCGCCACACCAGCAGCACGGAAGUGGGCAGUGGCCCCUCUGACAGUGACCCCACUCCCCCACCUACUGGGCCUGGCACUGCCACCCUGAGUGAGCCCUUGCCCGAGCCCCCGGACGCAGCUUCAGGGGCAGCAGCCGAUGCGGCCAGCAGCUGUGGGAGUGCAGCAAGCCAGAUCCUCCUAUCAAUCAAACCGACUUCCCGGGCUAUAAAUGAGCCUAGCAACGUGCGUGAAAAGCAAAACAUUAUUUAUGCUGCCAAGCAUGAAGGCGACAUGAGCCUCCGCGUCUCUACAGCUGCUGAACACAAUUCAAGUUCACUGAAGCAAGACCCGGCUGCAGCCGUGGCUCAGGACCAUGCAAAGAAAUUCAUUGCUGUCCCUGCUCACCUGCAAACCCGGUGCGGGGCCAUCCGGGCGAAGGAGGUGGUGGACUACUCCAGCGGAGCCUCCAGUGCCGUGAGUGAACUGGACGAUGCGGACAAGGAGGUGCGGAACCUGACCUCCCGGGCCUUCCGGAGCCUGGCCUACCCCUACUUCGAGGCCCUGAACAUCAGCUCCCGGGAGUCCUCCACACUCUCCGAAGUCGGCUUUGGGCGGUGGUCGACCUUCCUGGAUUUAAAAUGUGGAGGUGUUGGAGCCAGGGUGGAGCAGAGCCUCCUCAGGAGCAGUGCGGCCUCUGUGGCCGCAGGUCUGAGGAAGGGCCGUGGGGCCAGGACGACCGCAGACCAGCUCUACAUCCAGGCCAAGAAGUCCCAGACCAAAGCCUUGGAGUUCGUGGUCAGCAAAGUCGAGGGGGAAAUCAAACACGUGGAGACACCUCUGUGUUUCCAGAAGCAGGUCCAGACGGGCUCCCGCGUGGUCACCCUUCUCGAGCCCCUGAAUUUUCGCAGCGAGAGCAAAGCCAGCUCAGCCACUGGGCCCUGCAGAACCACCAAAGGCUCCAGCAAGGGCCCCGGCUCGGUGUACACGGACGACGGCUCGGAGGCCUCUGAGAGCAGCAAGCCUGCCUCCCGCGCCGACGGCCCCCAGAAGAAGUCCAAGUUUGCUUCCAGUCUGCUCAAAAAUGUCAUCUCCAAGAAGAUGCAGCGGGAACAUGAGUUCAAAAUGGAGAGGGGAGAAGUCACUGACACAUCCCACCGUAACCUCUCCAGCACCUCCAAGGAGACAGAGGGUCCCGCCAGGGGGGAGAAGCAACGGGAGAGGGGCCUGCAGAGGCAGAGUUCUCGCCACUCCGAGGCCGGCUCUGAGUACACGGUGGUCAGCGUGUCCGAUGCGGGUGCGGAGGGCUCGACGGCCGAGCCCAAAUCGCCCAUUUUCAAAGCCAGUGCUCCUCGGGAGAGCAAUGCAGUCUCCGGCCGAAAUUUCGCGGACGGACACACUGAAGAAGUCUGUGAAAUUAAAAAGAGCGCAUCGGAGACUGUCAAAGGCAUCUUCCUGCGGAGUCAGAACAGUGCAUUCCGCUCCUGGAAGGAGAAGGAGGCCGAGAAGCGGGAAGAAAAGGCCCCCAUUGGGAAGCUGAAGCUUCCCAAAGGGGGCGACUGGAGAGCUGAUCUUGGAGAGAUCUCUGCCAGCAAGUCCACCAUCAUGUCGCGCCUCUUUGUCCCCAACAUCCAGCAGACGCCCAAGGACAAGCAGCCAGGGAAGCAGGCCACCAAGUACCCUGCCGCCCAAGCCACCUCCACGGCAGUGAUGCGGCCCAAGGCUCCCGAAAUCAAGAUCCGGCUGGGGAGCGUGCAACAGCCAAGCUCGGACUUCAAUAUUGCCAAAUUGCUCACGCCCCAGUUGGCCAGCGGCAGCGCCCCUAACCUCUUCAAGACCGUUGAGGACAACGGCAGGGCGCAGCAGAAGCUCUUCCGGGGAGACAACCUGGAAAAAGUGCCCCAGUUCCAGGUGAGAGACGUCAGAGACAAGUCCAAGGCCCAAGGCCCCCUCCACCAGGUGAGAGAUGUCAGGAAACUAAUCAAAGGGUCAGGGGACAGCAGUGACAAGGGCAGUGUUACCCCAGAGCAGGGGCUGACCGGCCCCAAGCCCAGGCAGCUGGCUGCUGCAGGGGGCGGAUCCAGAUCCCUUUCCCCCAUAGUGAUUACAUGCCAGGCGGUGGUGAACCCAAGGGAAGGUAGCAUGGACCGGGAGCCGAGGGAGAACGUAGGCAAAGGUGGCGGCGGCCGGUUCUUGAAUUCGUCCUCUCCAGAAGGGACCGUCUUGGUUCAUAGGGCAUCUGGCAGGCUGCCCGUGGCCACCAUUGCCCCCAAUAAGCCCGAGCAGGGCUCUUACCUGCCUGUGCUCAAGAUCGUCUCUAAGGCUUCUGCUCAGAAGACCCCAGAGAAGGCCAAGGAGGAGGAGGUCAAGGAGGAAGGGAAAGCCCCAAAGCCCUCUCGGAAUGCCCUGGAGAAGCUGACGGCCGCCGUGAGGUCCAUGGAGGAGCUGUACAGCUUCAACAGGAAGGAGUGGAAGCGCAAAAGCGACCCUUUGCCCGUGAUGAUGGACAGCCAUGUCCUGUCGCUCAUUGCCAGCGAGGAGAGGGAAGGGGCUGCGGGCGCAGAGGGGGAUCCAGACAAGCUGGCCAAACGACUGGGUGAGCCGGCGGAGCGGGGCACCGGAAACAAAGGCGGCGUGGUGCUGCGUGGGGGCCCUGCGGAGCGUCUGCAGCGGAGAAACUCCAACCCUGGCACUGAGAGUGUGUCUGCCCGGGCAGCCGCCUUCGAGAACCUGGCCAGGGAAAGGCCGCGAUCCCUCUACAUCCCCCCAGCCCACAAGGAUGUGGAGAGAACCCAGGCCCUGCAGCCCUUCCCACCACUCCCCAGCAACCGAAACGUGUUCACGGUGAGUGCCAGCAGCACCCAGAAAACUGGGGGUGUCGCUGGCAAGUUCCCCCAAGAGCCUUCUCCAGAGAGUCCUUCAGCAGCAAAGGGCAUCAAAUCCCAGGGACUCCGGUCCCUCAAGAUCUCUCCGGCCGCGCGGGCACCUCCUGAUGAGGUGACCAAUAGGAAAAAUGGCAGCAGUUUGGAAAAGAACCAUAGCGACUGUGAGAAUUACCUGUCCAUCCCCCUCAAAGGAAGCUCUACGGCCGGAGAGCUAACAGGCAGGCCCGGGGCCGGGAGGGAGGGGCCCCCAGCCUCCUCAGCGGCCACUCUCUGCAGCUUGCCCCCCCUGAGCGCCCGCAGCCAAGUCCCCAGUAGUCCCAAAGGCUCUCAGGUCAGUGGAACCAGCCGGCCAGCUUGGCGUACCAAACCCGAGAACCCCAGGGAGACAGUAGCCGCCCCCACAGGGCCACAGAGCCCCGAGCAUCUCCCCACUGCCAUCUACCACCAGCCGCCGCUGCCCUUCACCCUGCAAGGAGCCCAGCCCCAGGUCCUGUGCUUCUCCCCACCCAGCAUGCCUGCCCCAGCACCUGCAGGCCCAGCUUCAGUCCCCGCAGACCCGUUCCAGCAGCCACAGCCCCAGCAGACCCAGCGCAAGAUGCUCCUGGAUGUGACGACUGGCCAGUACUAUCUGGUGGACACACCAGUACAGCCCAUGACCCGAAGACUGUUUGACCCUGAGACGGGGCAGUAUGUGGAUGUGCCCAUGACCUCCCAGCAGCAGGCUGUGGCUCCCAUGUCCCUCCCUGUGCCUCCUUUGGCCCUGAGUCCUGGGGCCUAUGGACCCACCUACAUGAUCUACCCUGGGUUUCUGCCCACGGUGCUGCCCACCAGUGCCCUGCAGCCCACGCCAAUUGCUCACACUCCAGGGGGUAGCGAGCUCUCCUCCGUGGCAGCAGAGCCCCACAGCAAAGAGGCAGCUGCCACAUUCACUGAGGCCCCGUACUUCAUGGCCUCUGGUCAGUCUCCUGCUUCCUCUUCCUCCUCGGCCCCAGCAGCCACAUCCCAGCUCAUGGGGGCCAAAGGCUUUGCCCAGCUGCACGGCAAGCCUGUCAUCAGCAUCACUUCGCAACCGCUGGGGCCGAGGAUCAUUGCCCCCCCUUCCUUUGAUGGCACUACCAUGAGCUUUGUGGUAGAACACAGAUGA